GUGCCUCGUUUGAUUGUCUUUCAAAAUCCUCUUUUUUUGAGGUUUGUCAGGACAUCCCACUAACGCAUCCUCGCACAACAAAAGAAACAUAACAGCAAAGAGAGAAAAAAAAACUGGCCGAAGGGCACGUCGUGCUAUCAUGACCGCCAACGACCCGUCCGUCGGCCGCUACGACUUCUCCGUCGAGGGCUGGUCCGCCGUGGACAAGGUGGCACAGUUUAGCCACGCCGUCGGCCGCGUCAGCGGUGGCCGUGGCAGCGCCAUCUUAAUCGCCGUGAUGGAUGGUCAAGGGCAGUUCGUCGACUUUGCGCCGGACCCGCACGCCGCGCACGGCGGCCGUGGUAGCAGUGCGUCUCGCUUGACAACGCCACCGUCGCGUGAGACAGGUUCGCUGCGCAGCAACGCCCGCCACUCACGCGACAGCUUCCGCGGCGCCCCCCACGACUCCGUCAACUCGCUGGAGCAGACGCCGUGCGAGGACGACCCACGGCGAGCGCGGGAGAUGAAGCAGCCGCCGCUGGGUGUGCUGCUGACCACCUCACACGUGCUGUGCAUUCCUGAAGAGGCAGAGGAUGCAACGGUGACCUUUUUGGAUCAGCUAGGGCUGAUGACGGCGGCAAGCCUCGGCCACGACCCGAAGCCGAUGCGAGUGCCACUGCGUGGGGCCUACGGCUUCGUGACGUCCUCCGCGGAGUCGAAUGAGCACAGCAUGAAGUACCGGCGCGGCAUCGCACGAUGCACAGGCCGCCGCGACAGUGACAGCAGCCCGGUAAGCCCUCCGCAAGACCCCAACCGCGACGUGCCGGACUACCUUCUCUACCGCUGCCAAGACAUCUCCGAUGAGGAGCUGGCCGAAGAAGUCGGCUUCACGCUGACGUUGUGCGACAUCUUCCCAGAGCCGGCAGAAACGACGACGAACUCGGCCGUGCCGUUGCAGCCGCUAUCCCCGCUGCGCCGCCCACGCGCGGCUGCCGCCGCCGGUGGGGUGGGGAUGGAGAGCAGCAGCAGGGUAAGCCGUGGGUCGUCGGCGUCGUCGCAGCGUUCAUUCGUCCAGGGCCGCUGUCUCCGUCACGACAGCGGUUGUGGGGCGAGUGCAGACACGCCGCACACGGCAACCUCGCGCGGCGGCGGCGGCGCGGCCUCUAGCAAGAACACUUUGUUGUCCAUUCAGCCCCUUCCCGUUCCGCUGCUGCUCUCCGCCAUCCCUGACGUGACGGUCGGAGAUGCACAUCUGAUGAUCACGCACGUGAACGCCGGCCAGCGCUGCUACCGCGUGCAGCACGUCGCCGCGGUGUACGCAGACUACUGCGAGUAUAAGGUGGCCAGCGCCAGCGAGGAUGAGUGCAGCGGCGGCCCGGUCUUCAACUCCGCCGGUGACUUCAUCGGCAUCCAGCACGAGCGGCUCGGGCACAGCAUCUGCUUAUUGAUGAAGUCGAUUGUACGCAAUUUGUUCGAGUCUGACUUGCUCGGCAUGUGCCGCUCGCCAGUUUCAGAGGUGAGCGCCCAGGAGAGCGAACCGCCCGGCGAACGUGACGGGGAAGCGGAGGACGCAGCACCCGCCGUCUACUCGCCCAAGACGUCGCUGAGAUACAGUGGGGCGUCGCCCCGAACGAGCACUCUGCCCGAGACGGUCGGCGCAUCUCCUCGCACGAGCGCCCUUACCACCAUCACCGCCACCACCGCCGUCAGCGGUGGCGUUAGUGGCCAUGGCGGCCACUACCCGUCCACGGCGUCUCCCACCCUCACUGUGAAAAAGCCGCUGCCCCAGAAGGUGCCGAGCUACGACGCGGUCUUCAAGGAGUUCUACAGCGGCUUUGACAGUCUCUCGCACAUCCUUUACGCUUUUCCGUACUGUCGUCAGCUGCUGAAGCUCGCACUGGAGAGCCUGUCGCAGGUGAAGAACGGCAACGAGCUGGACCAAAUGUCCCUCAUUGGCGGUGUUGGCGCGAUAUUAGAAACCAUCGACGGGUAUCCGCAGGACGAGGCCAUCGUCUCUGGCGCACUCGCCGCCAUGUGCCGUAUCUGCAUUAACGAACGCAACCUCGUCAUGUUCCUUCACCUAGACGGCGUCGUGUCGACGAUGGAGAUCAUGAAGGAAUACGUGCACCAGCCGACGGUGCUGCAGUGGGGCACGUACCUGCUGAUGAGCUCGACAGCCGCGUCGCUUGCAUCAGCGGCGCGGUGCGCUGAAGUUGUGGUGCACAGUCGCGGACCGCAGCUGUUCGUGAACGUGCUGCGUGUGCACGGCGCGGUGCAGCGCAAGUCCACCAUGCGCCACCUUCAGCCCAACCGUCUUAUUCGGUGGACCUGCGACGUCAUUGCGAACCUACUCCUGCUCGACCCGCAGCGCACCACUCUCUUUCUGCGCGAAGACUUCCUCGCGUUGCUGCUGCAGCUUUUGCACGACUACGCCAGGAAUAUGUUCCUGACUGAGGGCCUGAUCCACGUCUUCUGUGUGCUGGUGCUGUGCUUCUCUGAUGCGGACAUCGAGAGCAGCCGGAAGCUUACCGAUGCGCUGCCCGGGAUCCAGGUGAUGCGGAGCGCAUCGGAGUCUAAAAAGCCGCCGCUGGUGGGCAUCGAAGCCGCCUUCUGGCCGUCCGCCGAUCAACUUGUGAGUGCGCAGCUGAGCUUGGGCAGCAAGGCGUCGCACUUUUCGCAGACGAAUCUCGCCUCCGCGCACUCUCCCGCCAUCGACCCCCACGAAGUCAGCUUCUUUUUCCUGUGCCACGCCCUCGCAGCCGACACGGAAAGCGGCUUCCUUCAUGGCCUGCUCGACAUCUGCGAGGCGACCAUGGACGCGAAAAGCUCGCUGACGGUGCAUCGUGGGCGGCCCGAAGGGGUGCUGCUGCGGUGUUUUGAGACGCUUCGUCUGCUGCUUUCUUGGGGGCUCGUUCGCUUACGCAGUCGUCGUGACACGUCGCAUGCGGUGCCGGGCGCGGAAGACAGCUUCGCCUCUCUCGCCGGAUCGCACCAGAUGCCCUCCGCCAUGUCGUCACCGUUGCCCAUAGCAGCACCGUCAGACGAGCUGCUGCGGCUGCGGAUGAUUCUGGAGAAGGCACGAGCGACCAUGCCGUCUGCUUAUGCGCUGCAAACGCAGCUAACAGCAGUGGAGAAGCUGGUGCGGCAGCAGGUGUAA
This is a messenger RNA of Leptomonas pyrrhocoris, 3136 nucleotides long. RefSeq lists its product as hypothetical. The transcript has a single exon. The record is from RefSeq and is a predicted model, not a curated record. Bases 140 to 3136 code for a protein of 998 amino acids. Lineage: Eukaryota; Euglenozoa; Kinetoplastea; Trypanosomatida; Trypanosomatidae.